Aspergillus glaucus CBS 516.65 is the source of this 357-nucleotide messenger RNA. RefSeq lists its product as uncharacterized. The coding region runs from base 1 to 357 and encodes 118 amino acids. The transcript has 2 exons. Lineage: Eukaryota; Fungi; Ascomycota; Eurotiomycetes; Eurotiales; Aspergillaceae. The record is from RefSeq and is a predicted model, not a curated record.
AUGCAGGCCGGUGCAAUACUAGCGCAGGAAAACAAGGAUCUACGCGCGGUGAAUGAGAAAAAGAAGCAAAAGCGAGCUAGAUCUAAGAGACAGAUCACUCACCAGGGCAGUCUAUCAAUGGAAGACGUUCAGCAGGUGAUUCGGGGCCUAAACCAGCCUUCUGAAGUUGAGAUAGUCACUCAGAUGGCAGCGGCUGCGCCGGCUAUUUCGCCUAGCCAGCGGCCAGCGCGCCGGCCACCAACCUGGAUGAAUUUAAUGGCGUUGGUGGUUAAUAAAAUCGAUUCCAAUUUAGGUGGUGUGGUCAGGUGCGUCGCUCGCUUACAUGCGUCGCUCGCUUACCGACCACGUUAUAUCUAA